This is a messenger RNA of Phyllostomus hastatus (greater spear-nosed bat), 1240 nucleotides long. RefSeq names its product general transcription factor IIF subunit 2 (gene GTF2F2). Bases 82 to 831 code for a protein of 249 amino acids. Lineage: Eukaryota; Metazoa; Chordata; Mammalia; Chiroptera; Phyllostomidae. The transcript has 8 exons. Gene Ontology annotation, cellular component: transcription factor TFIIF complex. The record is from RefSeq and is a predicted model, not a curated record. Gene Ontology annotation, biological process: transcription initiation at RNA polymerase II promoter; transcription by RNA polymerase II.
UUCCGGCUUCCUGGUAGGUGGACUUGGGCGCUUUGCUCUCUGCCUCUCACCGCGGCUUGUAUUUUGCUUAGCGACAGACCCAUGGCCGAGCGUGGGGAACUUGACCUGACCGGCGCCAAACAGAACACCGGAGUGUGGCUGGUCAAGGUUCCUAAAUAUUUGUCACAGCAAUGGGCUAAAGCCCCUGGAAGAGGUGAAGUUGGGAAACUACGGAUUGCAAAGAAUCAAGGAAGGACCGAGGUGUCGUUCACUUUAAAUGAGGAUCUUGCAAAUAUUCAUGAUAUUGGCGGAAAACCAGCUUCAGUCAGUGCCCCUAGAGAACAUCCUUUUGUCUUGCAAAGUGUCGGAGGACAAACAUUAACAGUAUUUACUGAGAGCUCAUCAGAUAAGCUUUCAUUGGAAGGAAUAGUGGUACAAAGAGCAGAAUGCCGACCAGCUGCAAGUGAAAACUACAUGAGGUUAAAAAGAUUGCAAAUAGAAGAAUCUUCUAAACCUGUAAGGCUAUCACAACAACUGGACAAACUUGUGACAACCAAUUACAGACCUGUUGCCAAUCAUCAAUACAAUAUUGAAUAUGAAAGGAAAAAGAAAGAAGAUGGAAAACGAGCUCGAGCUGAUAAGCAGUAUGUUUUAGACAUGCUAUUUUCGGCUUUUGAGAAACAUCAGUAUUAUAACCUUAAGGAUUUGGUGGACAUCACAAAACAGCCUGUGGGCUACCUGAAGGAAAUCUUAAAAGAAAUUGGUAUUCAAAAUGUAAAAGGAAUCCACAAAAACACAUGGGAGCUGAAACCAGAAUAUAGACACUAUCAAGGAGAAGAAAAGAGUGAUUAAGAAGACUCUAAGCCAGCAUGCUAACAGAACUCAAGGGUGAUGUGUUAAACAUACUGCGUUGAUACUUGAGCACUUGAGCACCAUCUGUUACAGGGGUAAAAUGACUGAUACUAUGAUUUCUCUAGGUAAAUUUUUUAAACAAUAAUUCUUGAAAAGUUACUUGUUUUUUUAAGAAAUAACAAAUUUAUUUAUAGACUUAACUUGUAUUAAAUCAGAUUAUUCAUGUGAGGAUAAGAUGUUAUGUAAUUAAAGCAAAUCAAGGAAAUAACUAUCCACUGAGAUAAAUAUUUUUCUGUAUUAUUUGAUUUUUUUAAACAUCAGAACACCAGAAUUCUGAGGGUGAGUGCCACUGCACUAAGAAAAUUUUUAUCCUUGCAUUCUCACUGUGAAAUAAAUCUGGAUUAAGGAA